AUGGCGCCUCGUCCGGGAUCACGGAGAGAUGCCGUAUUAACGCCCGUGACGGCGCUGGCCUUCCUCUCCACCACCACCUCUACUCACGAGGGGUCACCGGCACAAGCCUACCUCCUAGUAGGCGAGGACACUCAGCUCAAAAUCUACGACGUGGAGAGCAGAACGCUGUGCCGCGAGUUUAGGGUGUUUGUUGAGCAGCCAAUCCACGGCAUCCGCGUCACCUCAGGGCGGGUUCUCGUCUGGGGCUCCCGGCGGGUAGCGGUUUGUAGCACCGAGGCGAUUGAGGUCGCCUUGGCUACCGAGACUGACGUUGAGCUCUGCUUCGGGACGGGGUUGGCGUCAGACUGGAUCUACGACGGUGCCGUCUCGCCCAACGACCCGGACUCUGCCGUCCUCAUCACAGCACAUAACGAGGUCCUUCCGAUCUCCUGGACCGACCCUCACCCGGGGCUCCCGCCCCCAUCAUCUCCCCCGGACUGCGUGCUCGUGGCGGGCGGCACGGUAUUUGGCGAGAUCCUCGUGUGGACGUGUCGGGGCGCGGGCAGCGCGAGGCGGGCGUGCCAAGUCAUCGACGUGCUCGCGGGCCACGAGGGCUCCAUUUUCGGUGUGCAGCUCUCUGAAGAGGUGUGCCUCCCCAACGGACAGUCUCUCAGGCUCCUAGCUAGCUGUAGCGACGACCGCACGAUCCGGGUCUGGGAUGUUAGUGGGGUUUCCCUCUCUCGAGGCGACGCAUCCGAUAAUGGGUCAAGGGAGAUGCUGCUCCACGAGGCGCGGGAAACCGGGAUAUGGAGUGUCAAGUUUGCUCCUAUUAAAUGCGCGACGCUACCGCAGCCUGCGCUCACGCUUUAUUCUUUUGGAGAGGAUUCGACUGCGCAGAGGUGGGAACUUGAUCUCUCCAACUUCCGCCCCGGCGAAGCUGGCGAAACUGGAAAGCUCACCAACAAGAGAAUAUUUUCCAACCACGACGGGAAGCACCUUUGGGCCUCUGCUUUGACAUUGAACCAUGAUGGGUCCAAUCUAAUCGCUACGGGCGGCGCAGACGGCAAGGUGGCCCUCGUAACAGACGACUCCUCUCACUUCCCAGAGGGUGAGUCAGGAGAUGAAGGGACGGCGAAUAUGACCGUGGUCUCUCAUGGGACGUUAGAGUUCUUGGAGCCGGCGCAAGGGGAAAAGGUACAGAGGGGUCGAAAUCGCUACGACUUUCUGCACCGCUACGCCUUCAUCACUCCAGAUGACAUGCUCGCCAUCACCAAGUUUGGCAAGCUAUUGGUCGGGUCUUUUCAAGGAUCCGAUGCUACCUGGACAGAAGUACAUAUUGCGGAUGACGAAUACCGGGCUGACCUCAAAGCGAUCUCUGUGAUCACCCCGGUAGCACCAGGGAAGGCGAUCCUGGGAAUGACAACGAGGAACUUGUAUCUAUACUCGGAAAAUACCCUUUCGUGUCUCGCAGUCGUUCGUGGCAAGGUCCUGAACCUGAUAUCGUUAGACUAUACGGGAGACAUGGCUACCUUCUUGGUCACCAUGUACGACAACCGAGAUAUCCAAAUAUUCACUCUAAACCUAAGCACGAGGGAAAUAGUUUCCGAUACUGUUCUCCCAGGCGUGGAUGAGCGGUUCGCGCUGACAUCGGCGGGGCAAUUCCACGGCUACCUCGUCAUCGGAUCUCGCAACGGCUUCAUGGAGGUCUUCAAGCUGGAGGAUGGCCAGUAUGUCCGAAGCGCACAGAUUGGGCCGAGGUCGGACGAUGCCAUCACCUCCAUUUGUCCUCUACCCGGGCAAAUCCCCCAGGGCUUGCUACGACACGAGACUUCUCCGCCAUUUGGCCCCCAGAUUGAAGAUGCCUGGUUCUGCGGCGGUGUUGAAGGGCCUGCAGACCUCAUUCUUUCCGGCUUCCGGAGCAAGAAUUUCGUCGUUUGGAAUGAGUCUAAACGGGAGAUGAUCGCCAGCGUUGAUUGCGGUGGCGCUCACAGGACAUUUGCCCACACGAAGAGCCCAAUGGCCGGACACCUGCGCUUCGCGUUUACAAAGGCAUCCACGGUGUAUAUUCACUCUCAGAAAGGAGCUAACUCUUCCACGCUGAAAUGGGGCACACACGGCCGGGAGAUUCGAGCCGUUGCGGCCCAGGAGCCGGCGCACCAUCUGAGGGGCCGUACUCCUUCGACUUCGCCUAGCUACUUCGCAACCGGAUCCGAGGAUACAGUCAUCCGAAUCUGGCAGCGCCCGACGACCUCGAGAGAGCCGCGCGAGGUCGCGUCCAUGAAUGUCCACAUGACGGGCAUCCAGUCUCUAAAGUGGUGCGGGCAGGACUACCUCCUAAGUAGCGGAGGUAAUGAAGACUUCUUUGUGUGGAGGGUCAGCGAGGUGGACGCCAGCUUCUCCGGCCUGGCCGUGUUCUGCGAGGCCGUGUUCCAAGACAAGUCGCCGGACGAAGACCUCAGGAUAAUGGACUUUGAUGUUUCAGCAGAGGGCGAGAAACGGCUCCUCAUCACCAUGGCGUUCUCUAACUCCAUCUUCAAAACCUACAGGUAUUGCCCCCUGCGCGGGCUAGCAAUGGCCAGGGCACCUUUGAGCUUCUCUCCGUGGGGAGUAUACCGGCGCAUGCCUGACGCAAUCGAGGUCUCGAAUGUGUCCGCUGCUACAAUCACCGACAAGUUCGUAGUGAAGUCUGCGCAUGCAGCAGCCAUCAACAGUGUAGUUGGCAUUCACGACGGCCUCGUCGCGACGGUGAGCAACGACCAGCGUCUCAAGAUUUGGCGAGUCACGGUCAAUGCUGGCAAGGUGGUGGCUGUCACUUUGGAGGAGACGAGGUAUAGUGGGGUAGCGGACCCUGGCUCCACACCUUCGUUCCCCACCACUAGCGAGUUAGGUGGAGCUGUGGCCCUUCAGAUCCCCAGCACGAGGGCCACCUAG
This is a messenger RNA of Parascedosporium putredinis, 2910 nucleotides long. Lineage: Eukaryota; Fungi; Ascomycota; Sordariomycetes; Microascales; Microascaceae. The record is from the annotation of a GenBank genome assembly.